Messenger RNA from Misgurnus anguillicaudatus (oriental weatherfish), 2524 nucleotides. RefSeq names its product calpain 9 (gene capn9). Lineage: Eukaryota; Metazoa; Chordata; Actinopteri; Cypriniformes; Cobitidae. Gene Ontology annotation, biological process: proteolysis. Gene Ontology annotation, cellular component: cytoplasm. Gene Ontology annotation, molecular function: calcium ion binding; calcium-dependent cysteine-type endopeptidase activity. The record is from RefSeq and is a predicted model, not a curated record.
UUGACAAGCCUGUAAAUCGGCCCAUGCGGCUGCAUUUAUCCACACACAUACACUCGGCACUUUAGACCCUCAGUACUCGCUGUGGUUCUGGAGCUUAUAGAUGUGUUAAGAUGCCCUACAAUACCACCCAAAACAGCCGUGGACAGAAGGUCCAGGUGGAGAGCACACAGAAUGAUGGGAAGACUUAUGAGCAGCUGCGACAGGAGUGUUUGCGGAGUGGAAAGUUGUUUGAGGAUCCAGACUUCCCUGCAACGGACGGCUCGCUCUUCUACAGCCAAAAGGUCCCAAUAAACUUUGAAUGGAAGAGGCCGAAGGAAAUAUGCAAAGACCCCAAAUUUAUCUCUGGAGGAGCCACCAGGACCGACAUUUGCCAGGGACAGCUGGGAGAUUGUUGGCUUUUGGCUGCGAUUGCCUCUCUGACCAUGUACGAAGACACGUUAAAGAGAGUUGUACCACAUGACCAGGACUUUGACCGUGGCUACGCUGGUAUUUUCCAUUUCCAGUUUUGGCAGCAUAAUAAGUGGCUGGAUGUUGUGGUGGAUGACAGACUUCCAUGUGUGAGGAACAACCUGGUGUAUGUCCACUCCGCAGACAACACAGAGUUCUGGAGUGCACUUCUGGAGAAGGCCUACGCCAAAAUGAACGGCAGUUAUGAAGCUCUGAAAGGUGGGAGCACUAUGGAGGCCAUGGAGGACUUCUCAGGGGGCGUGGGGGAGAUGUAUGAAACGAAGAGCGCUCCCAGUAACCUCUUCACCAUCAUUAAGAAAGCUGUGGACAGAGGAUCCAUGCUCGGCUGCUCAAUCGAUAUUACAAGUUCUGCUGAGUCUGAAGCCCAAACCACUACUGGUCUGGUUAAAGGCCACGCCUACUCCAUCACUGGAGCAGAAGAGGUCAACUACAGAGGAUCUAAAAUCCAACUAGUCCGGGUCAGAAACCCCUGGGGUCAGGUGGAGUGGAACGGCCGAUGGAGCGACAACUCCAGGGAAUGGAGUGGACUUGACCCUGCAGACAAAAAUCGACUGCUUCAAAAUGCACUGGAAGACGGAGAGUUCUGGAUGGAGUUUGAAGACUUCAAAGCCAAUUACGAUAAGGUAGAGAUUUGUAACCUCACUCCGGACGCUCUGACGGAUGACGCUAAGAAGAAGUGGUCUGUAAAUAUAUUUGAGGGCAGCUGGAUCAGAGGCUCCACUGCUGGUGGAUGCAGGAACUUCAUCGACACAUUCUGGACAAACCCUCAGUUCAAGCUUCGUCUGACUGAUCCAGAUGAAAAUGACCGUCUGUGUAGUGUCAUCGUGGCUCUCAUGCAGAAGAACCGGAGGCGUCUCAGAAAGGAGGGUCUUGACUUGGAGACCAUCGGCUUUGCCGUUUAUGAGGCUCCAGGUGAAGAAGAUCACCAGGGAAAGGACUUCUUUCGGUACAACCCCUCUAAAGCACGCAGCCGUACCUACGUCAACAUGAGGGAGGUGUCUGAACGCUUCAGACUGCCACCUGGAAACUACCUGCUGGUACCAACCACCUUCCAAGCACACAAAGAGGCUGACUUCCUUAUCCGGAUCUUCUCAGAGAGCAAAGCUGCAGCCAUUGAGAUGGGAAACACCAUUCAGGCAGAUCUUCCAGAUCCACCGAUACCAAACCCUCCUGAAGAAGAAACUGAUGAGGAGAAAGGACUGAGGCGACUGUUUGAGCAAAUCGCUGGCUCGGAUAAGGCCAUCAGUGCCAGAGAACUACAACAGGUGCUGAAUGGAGUUCUGAGCAGAAGAAAAGAAGUCAAGUUUGAUGGCGUGAGCCUCAUCACCUGCCACAGCAUCAUAAAUCUCAUGGAUGUGGAUAACACAGGAUUGCUGGAAUUCGAUGAGUUCAAAGUCUUUUGGGAUAAACUGAAGAAGUGGAUUAUGCUGUUUCUUUCUUUCGAUACGGAUCGUUCAGGCCGCAUGUCUGCCUACGAGCUCCGCAGCGCUCUCAAUGCAGCAGGGAUGCAGCUGAAUAGCAAAAUUCUGCAGUUGCUGGGUCUCAGGUUCAUGGAUGCCAACUAUGACAUUGAUUUUGACGAUUACCUGACCUGUAUUGUUCGUCUGGAGAACAUGUUCAGAGUUUUCCAGGCAUUUGACAAGCAAAAGAAGGGUGUGAUCAGUCUGAAUAUGCAGCAGUUCCUGUUUUUGUCCAUGAAUGUCUGAGGAUUUCAUGAAAGAAGAAAAGAAACGAAGGAAGAUCUGUAUGGAUGAAACCACUGUGGAUGUUGACUUAUAUUGAAUACAUUUUUUUAUUCUCAGGCUCUUUCCUCUUAAUACUCACCAAACAAAACAACAUUUGCAAACAAACUUUUUAUUGUCCUGUUCUGUUUAUUUUUCUUUCUCUGAUUUAAGACACAAUGACCCUUUCUUGUUUGUAAUAUUGCCAGAUCUUAUUUUGUUUUGAAGGCUGCUAAACUUCUCUAAGCUCUCAAGGUGCAUUCAUAAAUUAUCAAAAACAAGAAAAUAAAAUGCUUAUAAAAUGCAUUAAUGAAAUAAAAUGUUGGUGCUAUAAA